Messenger RNA from Acaulospora colombiana, 309 nucleotides. Lineage: Eukaryota; Fungi; Glomeromycota; Glomeromycetes; Diversisporales; Acaulosporaceae. The record is from the annotation of a GenBank genome assembly.
AUGGCAAAAAGUCAAAUAAAAGAGUUACGAGCAGAAAGUGAUCGAUUAAAAAGAAGAAUAAACGAGAUAGACGAAAAACUACAAACACCGUUGCCAUCAAUGUUGCAUCUUCCAAAAAGGCUAAGAGAAAAGAAAACAAGACGCAGAGAACGAGAAGAAAAAAACCAGCUUCUAUCCCAAUUAAAUAGAAAUCUCGAGGAAACCAUAGAUCUCCAGGAAAAGACCAAACCAAAUCUCGUAGAACAAUUUACACGACUUAUGGAGGCUGCGCUACCGCUUGUGGUAGCAAUAUUGAAGUUUAAAUCAUAG